Labeo rohita (rohu) is the source of this 1807-nucleotide messenger RNA. It is a transcript of the gene lacc1, whose product is annotated as laccase (multicopper oxidoreductase) domain containing 1. Gene Ontology annotation, molecular function: copper ion binding. The record is from RefSeq and is a predicted model, not a curated record. The transcript has 5 exons. Lineage: Eukaryota; Metazoa; Chordata; Actinopteri; Cypriniformes; Cyprinidae. Bases 227 to 1519 code for a protein of 430 amino acids.
ACAUGCGAGGCGCUCGUCUGGUGAGGAGUUUCCACUGAGGGCGGCGCUACGCUCUUUUCAGGAAGUGCUGGGACAGAGGAAAUUUUAUUUUCGUGAUAAAUGAAAAAAAGUUCCUUGUUUGUGACAUUUAUAACCAGGUGUGGUAUGUUUGCACGUAUACAUAACCACUAUCCCAUAGAGAGCGAAACAAACGCGUCUGCAAGCGAUGAUCCGUUAACAUUUAGAGAUGGCUGCAGUAACUGUCGUGGAUCUCACUCACGUCCGGUGUUCACAAUACGACAUUUGUGUGAAACAGCGCAUCAGCGAGUUCUGUGCAUUGACCGAGAAUGGCUCACAAGAACCGGUCUUCUGCAUAACGGAUCCAGAGGGCUCCGUGGGGACGGACAGAUUUCCUAGAAGCUCUAUUCAGGAGAUGUUUAUCGGCUUCAGCAAUUCCCCACAGGUCCUGUGCAAAAGCUCGCUUUCAGCUGCAUUAUACUCGUUCAAACAAGCUAUAGACAAUGAGGACAUUAGUAAUGUGAAGGUCGUGACUUCGAGCCGCAGGAGGGGAUUGUUUCAGGUCUACCAGGAGCUCCUCUUCACUUCUGCGUAUAAUUUUGAGUACAGGAUCUUGUUUGACAAUCUGUCCCAUGACUGCUGUCCCGCGGGUCAGUGCACAGGCAGCAGCAGCAGCAGCAGCGCUCAGGCAGAUGACGCUAAACGUGAGCUCAGCACGUUUCUACAGCACCUACCAGCGCUCAGAGGAGACAUUACAAUUCUGAGAUCUUCUUUAAUUUCAGACUGCUUCGGUCAUGGCUACUCCACUCGUACUGGAGGUAUAUCCUACAUCAGCACUUUAAGCUCACUGAACCUCUUCUGUAACCCGCGGCGGAAAGACUCCAGAGCUGUCGUGGCUGAAAACCUCCGGCGGCUCGGCCUGCAGGCUGGAUUUCACCCUCAACAGUUCAACCUCAUAAAGUGUAAUCAUGCCAGUGAUGUGUGGGUGAUGGGCAAACCCGCCCCCGACAGUUACGACGGAAUGGUGACCAAUCGGGUGGGCGUUGUCAUAGCAGCACCAGGGGCCGAUUGCAUGCCGCUGCUCUUCACUGACCCCGUAGCAAAGGUCAUUGGAGUGGCACAUGCGGGCUGGAAGGGGACCCUCAUGGGAAUUGCCAUGGCGACGAUGAAUGCCAUGGUGUCAGAGUUUGGCAGCAGGCCGGCAGACAUUGUGUGUGUGAUCGGGCCUUCUGUUGGACCCUGCUGCUUUACUCUGGAUCAAGAUUCGGCCCGGAAGUUUCACGCCAUACACCCAGAUUGUGUUAGACACAUAGACUCAUCUAGACCUUAUGUCGACAUCAGACUCGCAACCAGAAUUCUGCUGGAGAGAGGUGGAAUUAAACCCGAACACAUCGAGGACAUCAGGGUCCCACACCAGUCUGACUCCACACUCUGCACCUCCUGCCGUCCUGAGCUAUUUUUCUCCCAUGUGAGAGACGGACUCAACUUUGGGACACAAAUUGGCUUUCUGUGGAUCAAAUAAUCCUGCAUUCACCAAGCCCUGAUUAAAAUGUGCAGAAACAUGGCAUAUACAUGUAUAAAUUCAGGAAAUGAAUACACAUGGAAGCACUUAAAUAUAUGAAAAUAUUAAUAUAAUAAAUUAAUUAGAAUGACCACCAAUUGUGUUCACAAACGUUCACAAAGUUUUUCUCAACAUCUAGAUUUUAGACUGUAUACGUGUAUGUUUUAAUAAGAGAUGUUGUGUGUUUAGAUGCUGUAACUGGAGUUUUUAAAAGUACAAAUAUUUUGUGUAUAAAGCUAUUUUAAGACA